This is a messenger RNA of Chara braunii, 878 nucleotides long. The record is from the annotation of a GenBank genome assembly. NCBI's taxonomy places the organism in Eukaryota, Viridiplantae, Streptophyta, Charophyceae, Charales, Characeae.
GGCUGUGUGAAUGCGACUUUCCCCUCCCCCUCCCCCUCCUACACCCGUCCUGCUGUACUCCCUCUCUGCACUCCAUCUCUGUUCUCUAUUUAUUUUUCUUUUGGGAUCUGUCCGAUGGAACGACCGGUUUGCCAUUACUGCAGACGUCCUGGGCAUUUCAUUCGCGACUGCCGCACACGCAUGAGAGAUAUGGAACAGCAAGCCAGACAGAGUAAUGGCAACCAAGCGUCAACUUCAGGAUCUGCUAGUGCUCCUUCCGCUCCUAGCGCGAUUGUACCCUAUCAACCGCCGUCCAAUGAUGUUCGUAACCAAACUUUUGGGAAUAGCAGUAAUGAGUAUAACGGAGGAUAUGGCAACGGAUAUGGUGGGUACAACAACAAUUAUCGACGGCCUUGGAAUACCGAUCGUUACGAUAAGAGUGACAAAGUUGAGAAAAUGUGGAACUGGAUGUCUGAAGAGAUGCAGGAGAGAGAGCGGAUCAAGAAAGAGAAGGAAAUCGCUAUCAAGAAGGAGGAGGAUGAUAGAAGGAAGAGAGAGGAGGAUGAAAAGCGACUAGCUGAAGCUAAGGAGAAAGAGGAGUUCAAGGCGAGUAUUGAGUUAAUGGUGCAAAGUCAGAUGAGAAGUGUUUGCGAAGAAGUUCUAGGGAGGAAAGUUGUUGACGGCGAACGACUUGUGGCUGCGGCGACGACAGAAGUCCGGCAACGAACCGAAGCUGUUGCGAAGACCAAUCAAGUUGACGAGGUACUCCGGGAGAAGGACGAAGAAAUUGUGAGACUGAAGGAAGCCAUGGCCGAGAUGCAACGAUAAUCAUGUCGACCACACCAAUCGGAGCAAGAAUUGGCAGCUCUACGUAUGGACAAUCAACACCUGAUUCAAGA